Messenger RNA from Nematostella vectensis (starlet sea anemone), 3702 nucleotides. RefSeq names its product rho GTPase-activating protein 32. Gene Ontology annotation, biological process: small GTPase-mediated signal transduction. NCBI's taxonomy places the organism in Eukaryota, Metazoa, Cnidaria, Anthozoa, Actiniaria, Edwardsiidae. The record is from RefSeq and is a predicted model, not a curated record. The transcript is spliced from 20 exons. Bases 569 to 3301 code for a protein of 910 amino acids. Gene Ontology annotation, molecular function: phosphatidylinositol binding; GTPase activator activity; protein binding.
GUUUAUUACGAUCAUAGAGAAGACGGGUAGGAUUGCAAGUGGGGAAAGUAUGGGCUUCAUGUUAGGGACCCUUAGGUGAUGAUCCUGAGGAAUAAUUCAAAGGAGACGGCGUUACACUGCGGAGGAUAAUAAGAAACCAAAGUAAGCCCUAACCACAGGAAGUCCAAACGUUACCAACCUUCAACCCGGAAGAGCUUCACCUAAUCACAUGAUGGAGAGAAUUGCCAACACGGAUAUGAAACAUCCUCCGAACAAAAAUAUUACCCCUCGACUUUCCCCUCUCAAUACGACACAAUAUAAAUCUCAAAUACCCAAAUAUCUGUGAAAAGGACAUAGAACUCAUAAGAUCAAAAAUUAAGGUCUGGAUCUUCGCAAGAAUUGUACCAAACUGCCGGUUGUACAAGCUCCUGAAGUUGUGAAUGAAACUAGGAGUAACCGCAAGCUGAAGCGUCUACCUGUGGAUCACCCGUCAUACGCAUCUCUACGCCGCAGCCUCCUCUUUGAGUCUACCACCCCUGUCACUAGCAAGACCGAUUACAGUCAGUUCUGCGAAAAGAAAGGCACCCUCAUGCGACUGAGCAGGCUUUACGACGGCAAGUCCCGCUAUCCCAAGAUGGAAAACAUGCCUCAUUUCCACUAUGACGACGUCGAACUCGGCACAAAUAUACAGGCUUCUCUCUACGAAUCUCAGGAGACCGACAAGAAAUACUUGGAGGACGACCAAACAAGCCUUCUGGUGUACGUGGAAUGUCGUGCGAAGUCCUGGAUUCUUCGUAGAACUCUGGAGAACUUUUCAGCUUUAGACAAGCAAAUCCACAGGUGCUUAUUCGACCGCAAGUUCAGUCGUUUAAAGCCCCUUCACGAGACACUGAACGGCGACAAUCAGAACAGACAGAGCAUGGAGGUGCGCGAUAUGUUGCAGGCGUACUUGUUGCGUCUAUCCGAGAUUGCUGACAAUGUCAUGAACUGCGGUCCGGUGCUCAACUGGUUCGAGAUAGACAACCGAGGCAACCAUCUUCUGCUGACGGAUGAGUCCGCGAUCAACGUACCCGGGAUAGCGGCAGCUCACGUGAUCAAGCGAUACCAUGCGCAAGCUGCAGAUGAAAUUUCUCUCGAGGUGGGUGAUAUCAUCUCGAUAAUCGACAUGCCCCCUGUUGAUGAAAGCAUUUGGUGGCGAGGAAAACGAGGAUUCGAGGUUGGUUUCUUUCCCAGUCAAUGUGUUGAAGUUAUCGGAGAUUAUUCGAACAAGCUGCCUCUACCAACGUCUGCCGGGAUGCAUGUUCCAAUGAAACCAGUCGCCAAAAAGCGAGGUAAACUGAUAAGUUUCCUGCGCUUGUUUCUCUCCUCCCGGCCGUCACGUGCCAGGCUCAUGCAGAGCGGCAUUCUCAAGGAGCGUACGUUUGGCAGUGAUCUGGGCGAGCAUCUAGCUGUCACGUGCAGGCAAAUCCCUCUAGUUCUGGAGAAGUGCGCCGCAGUAAUUGAAGAGCACGGCAUCGUCGAUGGCAUCUAUCGCUUAUCCGGCUCAAGCUCAAUCAUACAGAAAUUAAGGUUUCUGUUCGACGGUGAUGAGCCGCCUGAGCUGGACGACGAAUACUAUCUCCGAGACGUGCACUGCAUUAGCUCUUUGCUCAAGAUGUACUUCAGGGAGCUGCCCAACCCGCUGCUGACGUACUCAUUGUACGACAAAUUUGUUAGUGCCAUCCAGAUAACGGACGAGAAGGAGCGCAAGGUAGCCAUCCAUCACGUCGUCCAGCAGCUCCCCCCUCCUCAUUACCGCACCCUGGAAUACCUACUGCAGCACCUGGCAGAAGUCGCCUCACAUGCGGGCCAGACAGCCAUGCACGCCAAGAAUCUGGCCAUCGUGUGGGCGCCCAACUUGCUGAAGCCACGAAGCCAGGAAUAUGGGAGCACAGCGUUGCUAGAGAUCAAUGUACAGGCGAUCAUAGUGGAAUAUCUGAUUCGUAACGCUGCUGAACUCUUCGACCGGGACGCAGCCUCGAUCGCGAUUGUAUCGAAUCCGCAGUACAACACUUUACAAGAACGCGGCCCGCACCACAGAAUCAACUCGGAACCAGAUCUGACUGCCGCGGGAGGACUAGGCCCGAGACUAGCCUCGAUAUCUGUGUCCCCAGGACCCAAACUGAUAUCUCUAGAGGAGGCUAGGUCACGCACUGCGUCUGCACCAAACAGACCGCCCCGACCGGACCCCCCUAAAACACUGGACCUUAAGCCCAAAACAAGCGGCGAACCCUACCAAGCCCACCCCUCACGAGCAAGCCCAGCGACUACGCCCACGUGCGGGUCGGGUUCCCCUGGUACUGGGACCAGUAGCUCGAGCAUUUCUAGUGGAACCGGGAAGAGCUUCAAGGCAUUUUUCUCACGAAGUAAAAGCUUUAAUACAGCGUCCUUCUCAAACAGUCAGGAGUCCAACUCAGGUUUCUACUACGUCAGCCAAGACAUCGAUCAACUCCCUAGCCCCUCCCCUGUUGAUAAGUCCGCAGGGAGUCCGGUAAGCUACGCAGGGGAGUCCCAUUCGUUCGAGGAGAGCCUGCGGCAUGCGCACAGUGCUGAGGAUCUGGCGGCAACUCCCCCUGCUUCGGAUAUAAUCACUGUACCCCGGCAUGCUUCCAGUAUGAGGAUUAAAUCCAUCAUGGAGGGGGGAGCGCCUGUUAGGCCGCCCAGGAGGAGCAAGGCAGAGAUAUUGAGCAUCUCAUCCUCACUUGUGCACACCCCCCGGGAUACAAUGGAUAUAAAGCGAAGUUCCGGGAGCGUCGGGUCUCAACUCGGGCGGAACAGUUCAACUUCGGGGAGCUUUCGGGAGCGGACUCCAAGUGGAGGUGCUUUGAUUCGGCGACAUCCCGUGCUGACAUCGUUUUCCAAAAUGACAUCGGAACAGACUGUUUACGUAUCAAAGGUAGAAUACGUCAAACCUUCAGCAGUCCCGCGGGAUUCGGGACAUAGUUCCCAGCGUCGGGCUUCAACCGGAACUCAACGGGACAUUGAUCGCCAAACUCGACGAAACAGCGAAACAAAGCCGACCGAACAGCGACCUCUUUCGGUUUACGAUAAUCGACCGGCCUCGGUUUACGACAAUGAACCGACGAUAAAAGCGCCGGAGGCGCCGCUUUAUCGGUACUCGUCGCCGGUCUUUACGACAAAUUAUCGACCUGAUGCAAUCCCCGAGGAUGCGCGUCAGUCGUGUCCAGAAGGGACCCCACCCCUCCCCCGAGCGUACAAACGUAGACCGCAGGACAAGUUCUCCGUCACAGGAGCGAGGCUGGCACAAAGCCACGCGGUAUGACAUCAUUGGAGUCCCAUGUUUACUUGUUUACUUACUUUUCCUUCUUUAUUUUCUGAGUGAAGAUAUUUUUUAAUUUUCUUUGUUGUUUCGAUGUAAAAAGGAAUUGAAGCAAGCUGUCUAAUUGAUGCUCACAAUUUGCCAAUACAGUCCAAAAACACUCUUAGUGAUAAAUUCUCUGCUAAGGGAUACUGGUUGCAACACAUUCAUAGAAUUGAAAUCCAAGCAUCGAUCUUUAGGAUGGUGACACAAUAAUACGCAUGACUUCUUAUCACGUUGGUUACCUAGUCCUGUAUUUGAACUUUUCACGUCUCGUUCUAGAGACAGUAGAAUUAUAAGUUUGUUUAUAGACAAACAAAGAAAUAUUUCACAAAAUGAAUGGAAUAAAUGUUAGUGAAUGUUAA